Molecule: messenger RNA, 2051 nt
Organism: Drosophila rhopaloa
Lineage: Eukaryota; Metazoa; Arthropoda; Insecta; Diptera; Drosophilidae
Product: transketolase-like protein 2
Molecular function (GO): thiamine pyrophosphate binding; transketolase activity
Source: RefSeq, a predicted model, not a curated record
UGUGUUUUCAUAAAUACUCAAAAUUAAAUUGUAAAAAUAGAAAGAGAGCAAAAUGUCGUUCCCGAAGCUGGACAGCAAGGUGUUUCAGAACCUGAAGGACGUGGCCCACAAGCUGCGCAUCCACUCGAUCACCUCGACGCAGGCGGCCAAGUCGGGUCAUCCGACGUCCUGUGCCUCGCUGGCGGAGAUUAUGACGGUGCUGUUCUUCCAACAGAUGCGCCUGAACCUGAAGCAUCCUCGCGAUCCCUCCAGCGAUCGAUUGGUCCUGUCCAAAGGACAUGCCGCGCCCAUUCUAUAUGCAGUCUGGGCGGAGGCAGGACUCUUUCCGGUGGAGGAAUUGCGGAAUCUGCGAUUAAGGUCGGAUAGUGACCUGGAGGGACAGGGCACCGCCGUGGCCGCCGGAAUGGCCUAUGUGGGCAAGUACCUGGACAAGGCCGACUAUCGCACCUAUGUGAUCCUCAGCGAUGGCGAAUGUGCCGAGGGAGCCGUCUGGGAAUCGCUCCAUUUCGCCGGUCACUACUGCCUGGACAACCUGUGCGUGAUCUUCGAUAUAAACAAGUUGAUGUGUUCUGAUGCCAGUGCUGAAAUGGAGGUUUACCGGGAGAGACUGGAUGCCUUUGGCUUUAAUGCACUGGUCCUAAACGGCCACGACAUCGAUGAACUGGUCAAGGGCUUUCACAAUGCGGCCAGCACGAAGGGCAAGCCCACUGCCCUUUUGGCCAGAACAGUUAAGGGAAAGGACUUUGUGGGAAUCGAGGGAUUGGACGAAAUGUACGGGCAGCCACUCGGAAAGCGGGCUGAGGCUGUGAUCAAGAACUUACAGAUGAUGAUCUCCAAUCCGAAUGUGCACUUGACGCCCAAAAAGAUAGGAAAGUGCGGCAACGCUCCAGAGGUGAAUAUCAACAACAUACUGCUGUGUAAUCCGCCCAAUUAUCGGCUGGGCGAUUCGGUGGCCACUCGCUUGGCUUAUGGCACUGCCUUGGCCAAGAUCGCGGCGGAUAAUGCCCGGGUGAUUGCCCUCGAUGGCGACACGAAGAACUCCACGUACGCGGAUAAGAUGAGGAAUGCAUUCCCGGAGCGGUUCAUCGAGUGCUUCAUAGCGCAGCAGAAUCUGGUGGGCGUGGCCGUGGGCGCCACCUGUCGACGUCGCACUGUGGCAUUCGUCUCGACGCAUGCCACCUUUUUCACCCGGGCAUUCGAUCAGAUUCGAAUGGGGGCCAUUUCGAACACCAAUGUGAACUUCGUGGGCUCGCACUGUGGCUGCAGCAUUGGCGAGGAUGGACCCUCGCAGAUGGGACUGGAGGACAUAGCCAUGUUCCGCAGUAUUCCCGGCAGUACAGUCUUCUAUCCCACGGAUGCCGUGAGCACGGAGCGGGCGGUGGAGUUGGCCGCCAACACGAAGGGGGUGUGCUUCAUCCGGACCACAUAUCCGAACACCACUGUGAUCUACAACAACGAUGAGGUGUUUGCCGUGGGACUGGGCAAAGUGGUGCGCCAGAAACCUUCUGAUGAGGUGCUGUUGAUCGGAGCCGGGGUCACACUGUACGAGUGUCUAGCCGCCGCCGAGCGAUUGGAGGAGGAUUGCAUCACGGCCCGGGUAAUUGACCCCUUCACAGUGAAGCCCCUGGAUGUGCGACUAAUUGUGAAGCAUGGAAAACUCUGUGGCGGUCGGAUUGUCGUCGUGGAGGAUCACUACCAGCAGGGCGGAUUGGGCGAGGCCGUGCUCAGUGCCCUGGCCGACUCCCGGAACUUUGUGGUCAAGCACCUCUAUGUGCCCACUGUACCGAGAUCGGGACCACCCGCUGUACUGAUGGACAUGUUUGGUAUCUCCUCAAGAAGUAUCUUCAAAGCCAGCCUGGCCAUCAUGAAAAAGUGAAGCAGAUAGAAAGGGCAUUCUACAGUGUUGUGAGAUAUCAUUGUGGUCCCUUUCGAAAACGUUUACACAUUGAGGAAUGCUUCUUUAAAUUUUAGUUGUAUCUGUAUUGUCAACAUUAUAUGACACAUACUGAAUUAAAUGCCAUUUUAGGACAUACAUAGGUGAAAAUCCUUAA